Linum tenue is the source of this 1312-nucleotide messenger RNA. Lineage: Eukaryota; Viridiplantae; Streptophyta; Magnoliopsida; Malpighiales; Linaceae. The record is from the annotation of a GenBank genome assembly.
UUAUCCUAAUUAAAGCCCCUUCUCCCUCAAAGAAAACAUAGCAUUGUUGAUUAAGAAAAUGGCAUCCGUUUCGGCGAACUCUGGAGCUGAUCGACUGGCGCAGCUUAAAGCCUUCGACGCAACGAAAGCCGGUGUAAAAGGUUUGGUGGAUGCGGGAGUGACCGAAAUCCCUCCUAUCUUCUACACGCCGCCUGAUAUCAUGGACAGCAACAAAUCAAGUGACGAGAAGUUCACCUUCCCCGUCAUCGACCUGGAAGGCGCGGCCACAGAUCCUGCCAAGCGGAAGGAGAUCGUCGAGAAAGUUCAAGAUGCUUCCUCCACCUGGGGUUUUUUCCAGGUCGUUAACCAUGGAGUUCCACUCAACGUGCUGGAUGAGAUGAAAGCCGGAGUGAAGAGGUUCUACGAGCAAGAUCUCGACGAGAAGGCCAAGUUCUUCGAACGCGACUACACUAGGAAGAUUGCUUACAACAGCAACUAUGAUUUGUACACCGCCCAGGUCAUUAAUUGGAGGGACAGUACCAUGUUCUCCAUGGCUCCUGAUCCUCCCAAGCCCGAAGAACUCCCUGUUGCUAACAGGGAAAUCCUGAUGGAGUAUUCCAAGGAGAUGCUUAAGAUGGGCUGCCUGAUCUCUGAGCUGCUCUCGGAGGGUCUAGGACUUGAACCAAACUACCUGAGGAAUAAGGACUGCUUGCUGGGACAUUACUUUGUGUGUCAUUAUUAUCCGCCGUGUCCUCAGCCUGACCGUACUUUGGGGAAUAGCAAGCACACGGACCCCGGUUUCAUCACCAUUCUCCUGCAAGAUCAUGUUGGUGGUCUCCAGGUCCUUCAUCAGAAUCGGUGGGUUGACGUAACUCCUUUGCCGGGGUCCCUUGUAAUCAACAUCGGAGAUAUGCUUCAGGUAGGAUUUCCUUUCUCGAUGAUUAUGUCGAAUGAUAAGUUUAGGAGCGUGAAGCAUAGGGUGCUGGCAAAUCGUAGCGAUGAACCGAGGAUAUCGGCGGCCUGCUUUUUUAGCACCGGCCUAUUACCAAAUCCAACCAUAUAUGAACCCAUUGUGGAGCUGCUAUCUGAAGGGAAUCCUCCCAAAUACAGAGGGACCACAAUCUCAGAAUACAUGAUGUCUGCAACUACAGAACUCGUGGGGGAUUCUCUUCUUCUGCAGUUCAAGCUCUAAGUCCAGAGACUAAGGAGAUAGUUGAUUCGAGAAAAAAAGGUUCUGUACUAGACUAACAAGAUAGAAUUUAAAAAUACGAUGGGGAUCAAAUGUUAAAUAAUGAAGUUUAAUAAUAAAAAUUAGCUUUGUACCCAGUACAUU